CGCCAGCACAAAGUGCAGUACUCAGUCCGCGGAAUAUCCCAUCAAAACAGAAUGUCGGCGAUCGGAAAGAUCGGAUUCCUGGGCGGUGGCAAUAUGGCCAAGGCUUUGGCCAAAGGGUUUCUGGCAGCAGGCCUGGCGAAACCCAAGACCCUGAUAGCUAGUGUCCAUCCGGCGGACAAGCUAUCCCUGCAGUCCUUCCAAUCCCUGGGCGUGGAAACAGUGGUUAAGAACGAACCCGUUGUGCAACAAUCUGAUGUGGUCUUCGUGUCCGUGAAACCCCAAGUGGUUCCCUCCGUUUUGUCGGAGAUUCAGCCCCUCAGUGCCGGCAAACUAUUUCUGUCCGUGGCCAUGGGCAUCACCUUGUCCUCCAUCGAAUCCAGUCUAUCUCCGCAAGCGCGUGUGAUCCGCGUGAUGCCCAAUCUGCCGGCAGUGGUUUGCUCUGGCUGCUCGGUAUUCGUUCGCGGAUCCAAAGCCACCGAUGCAGAUGCAGAGGUCACCGAGAAACUCCUGCGAUCCGUGGGCACUUGUGAGCCGGUGGAUGAGUCGCAGUUGGAUGUGGUUACUGCUCUCAGUGGCAGUGGACCGGCCUAUGUGUUCGUGAUGAUUGAGGCCCUGGCGGAUGGAGCCGUGCACAUGGGAAUGCCGAGGGAUCUGGCCUACCGCCUGGCAUCGCAAACCGUCCUGGGAGCCGGUCACAUGGUGCGCGACAGCGGUCUGCAUCCAGGACAGCUGAAAGACGGGGUCACUAGUCCUGCGGGUUCGACGGCGGCAGCCCUCAGACAACUCGAGCUGUCAGGUUUUCGAGCGGCUGUGUCUGGAGCGGUGGAACAAGCGACUCUGCGGUGCCGGCAAAUCUCGGGGAAGAAGGCAUAGGAACCUAGUUCUAAAUAUACAUUGGGGUGGGUCUACUUUGUAAAUAAACUUAUUAUAGUGAACAAAAUAUUUUUAAUAAAACUGGUACUCCCCAAACAUAGCUUUA
Drosophila biarmipes is the source of this 979-nucleotide messenger RNA. It is a transcript of the gene P5cr-2, whose product is annotated as pyrroline-5-carboxylate reductase 3. Gene Ontology annotation, biological process: L-proline biosynthetic process. The transcript has 3 exons. Gene Ontology annotation, molecular function: pyrroline-5-carboxylate reductase activity. The coding region runs from base 52 to 873 and encodes 273 amino acids. Lineage: Eukaryota; Metazoa; Arthropoda; Insecta; Diptera; Drosophilidae. The record is from RefSeq and is a predicted model, not a curated record.